CAAAACGCGCGGCACAUAGUAACCCAAACAGUCUCUUCACGCUGGUGAAGGAUGUUAAUUUUGCUCAAACUGAACUAAAGCUUUGGUCUUUGUGGCUUCCACUGAUGUGAUGUUUUGGUUUAACGGUUCCGGUUUAACACAAUGCAAAGUAACGUAAAACAGCCAGAUCCAGUCAGACCAGUAAGACCCCGACCGAGCAGCAGCAUUUCUGAUGGUCUAAGAAAACAAGUCCGCAAAGUUCACAGCAGAAAGGUUCCUUACAGAGUUGGUUACAGCUGGAACAAAGGCGGACGACUCAAGGAGCUGAGAAUAAGGCACUUGGCGAGGAAGUUCCUGAAGAUAUGGAUGCAGAACACCUUUGGCCGGAUUCUUCCUCAUAAAGCCAACUGGGUUCACACUGAUCAACAACGGAUGCGUCUGGUGUGGGAACGAUGGGAAGAUUUCACAGAAAUGAGGCGAAUGAAGAACCGAAUGCUCGAAUCGGCCCUUGAGCAGAACAAACUGGCAACCCUGCACUCAGCGUGGAGUUUGUGGCAAGCUCGGCUGCAGCAGCGUGAAGACCUUCACACUUUAGAGGAUGAAGCCCUGAGACAGAGGGCGCGAGCUUUGCAGCGCAGGGCUUGGCUUCAGUGGAAAGAAAUGCACACAGCUGCUUGUUGCCAGAAAGAGAAAGAAUCCAGAGCUGCACUUCACUUCAUCCUCACACUGAAAAGAAAAACAUUACAUAGUUGGAAAACAUAUGUGUCCUGUUUCCAAACCAAGAAAAAGUCACAAGCUGUGGCUCAACGUGCCUGCGAUGUGCGCCUUGUGAUGAUGUGUUGGAGAAAAUGGAGCAAUACGUUGCAUCAUAAACGGAGCGCUGAAGACCGUUUGGAAGCUGCAGAGCACUUGGCCGUACAGAGCACGCUGCGCAGGGCGCUGGAGCGCUGGAAGGCUUUAGAUAUGAUGCUGUGCAAAGAAGAGGCUGAAAGAAACAGGACUGCAAUUCAACAUCAUCAUCAUCAUCUGCUGCGUGCUGGACUGCAGGGACUUUCUCUCAACGUCCUCAGGAACAAAACCCAGCGACUGAACAACAACAUGGCUGUCCAACAUCAUCAUCAAACUAUGACAUGCAAGUAUUGGAAGCUGUGGCAGGACCGUCUGGAGGAAGCUGAAGACAAGAGUUUUCAACCCCUAACAGAAAUGGCACUGACUCACCACAGAGCAUCCCUGUUGAGCAGCUGUUUUCACCACUGGGGAGAGAAACUGUCUGAACUCAGACGCAUGCAGGAAUUGGAGCGUCGUGCAGACAUUUGGUUUGCUGAGCGUGUGUUGCCUCGGUGUUUCGACUCGUGGGUUGAGUUUACACUGCAGAAAAGACGCCAUAAACAGAUGAGACACAAGGCAGAAGCCUUUAAUCGGCAGCGUCAGUACGCUUCAGUGUUUUACACCUGGUGGGGACGUUCAGAGGAACACAAGGAGCAGAUGCUUUCUGAGCGGAUGGCGAUUCUACAUGCAGAGCGCUGCCACGUGCAGCGAGCCUGGACUCGCUGGAGGCAACGGACGGAAGAACGGAUGGAUCAAGAGGAGAAACAGAAAGCUUCAGACCGACUGUACAUGCACAGACUUCUGCACAAGACGAUGACACAGUGGAAGGACACCAGCACCGAGAUACGAGACAGGAGAGACCGAGAGCAGCAGGCUUGUCAUCAGGCUGACCUGCGCUGCAUGAGGUGGGCUGUGAAUAAAUGGAAAAAGUUUGUACAGAUCCAGAGAGUGAAGAAAUGCCAUCAGAAUCAGAUGCAGCGUUACUAUGAAGUCAAACUUCUCAAACGCACGUUUGUGGCCUGGAAGAAACACCACCUGCACAUGUGUCAGAUCUACGGUCAUGCAGAGCAACGUUACAGGCAACAAAAACAGAACUCUCUCAGGUCGGUUCUGUGUGUUUGGAGGGAGAACACAGUGCUGCUGACGGAGGUCAGGCUCAGAGAACAGCAAGCACAGAAUCACUUUCAGCAUUUCCUUCAACUCAAGGUGUUACAUGCUUGGAGAGAAGCAACAACACGUGCAGUGUCAAAGCGCCACCAGCAGGAGGAAGCAAUCGACAAGGUUCAGAGGUCCGUAAAUCAAGUGCGGCUGCUGCGGUCUUUCAGACGAUGGAGGGAACGAACCAGAGAGGCUCGGAGAGAGAGGAUACUUUUGGAAAAAGCCAGGCGGCACCAUAACUCCAAACUCCUCUCUAAAGCUCUGAAAGGCUGGAAUAAGCAUCACAGCCAGUGUCAGAAAAAUAAGGUAAUGAAACGACAGGGAAUCCUUCUGCUCAGAUUAAAGAUGUACCAGACGUUCUUUGAACAGUGGAAAAUUAAGCUGCAGCACAGACGGAGAGAGGCUAAGCAGACGGAGCGAGCACUCUGGCACUGGUCUCUCACUCUUCAGGCCAAGGUGUUGUUUGGAUGGAGGCUGUGGGUCACAGAGCAGCGCAGAAAACGAGAGCAGGCGGCCAGAGCUGCACAGAUCUAUAGAGACCAGCUGCUGAGGGAGGGCGUGACGUGCAUCCUCUCGUAUGCUGCUCACAUGAACGAUCUAACAACGACCAUAACACAACACAGCCAAGAGCAGAGGUCACGACGUCUCCAGAGAGUGGUGAGGCGCUGUGCUAUGCGGUGGAAGCAGCGAGCGCUGUGUAAACCGCGAAGAGAGCAAGAGAUCAAAGAGCAACAACCGAAAAAGAGCGUGACCUUCUGUUUGACGACACCUGGAUCGAAGAGCGUUUCCCCGUCUGACCCAGAGGAGCAGGGAGCUGAAGGGGGAGUGCUAAGCAAUCUAGUGCUCAGCCGUGCACCUCGACGUCAGCCACGACGCUGCGUGGAACUGUUCGAGUCUCCACUGAACCUAAACACCCAGCAGCAGACUGCCGUCACUGAGCCAGUUGCGUAUCCCUCGCAGCUCAUUCGUCCCUCACAGGAGGGCCACCGCACACCGCCAUCCUGCCUCCAUCCUCCCAAACUCCCUGUUGCGUCCGCAGAUCGGAGCAUCAUCACAUCUAACAUUUCACCCUCUGAACCUCACAUGUUCACUGAGGACGCUCCUCAGGAAACCCAAAACUAUGACAUUCUUUUACCUCCGUCUGCUUUCAUGACCCCUGCGACUGAGGAUACGAUUAACAGCUCAGGUUUUGGUAAAGAUGCUCCGCAUGUGCCUCCCUUUCAGCAACUCUCAUCAGCUUCUUCAGACGCACGUGUGAGAGAAGAUGUAACGAUGGAUCCAGCUUCAGCUCUGACAGAAGAGCUGCUCAGUAUUCAGCUGGACAUGAUGACAUACCAAGAGGACAGGAAGCAGCUCAGAGCAUGGCAAAAACUGAAAGAGGUUCUUCAAAGUUGGCUGCAGACGAGUGGAAAGGACGAACAGUUGGAGAAAAAUGCUGUUUUUCAAGAGUUAAAAGAGUUGGAGGAGCGCAUCGACAGACUGUCCGCCGAACUGGCAAAACGAAAACCAACGAUGCUGCUCCAUGCAGAGAGGAUCCGACAUUUACAGACGGCCCUCCAGGCUUCAGGAGUUUAUUUUCUCCAUCGAAAAAUAAAAGAGACAGAAACGGAUCGCUCAGUGUUUACAGCGUGACAGGAAAUAGUGCCUCACACACUAAAGUGAUUACACUUGCCGACUGUUUGGACUGUUGAGAUCACAUUUCUAAAAAUAUUCCAAAGACCGACUUGAGACUUGAAUGAGCUUGGAAUAAACUGGACAUUCCUGCUGGAAACUGAUAUCCUAAUGUCCAAAUAUUGCUAUUUAUUGCUGUUGAAUAUCAUGUAAAGUGUCUUAAAAUUGACUCAGCAAUAAAGCCGAGAUCCUCACAGCAGCUUUCACUGCUACAUCUACACUUAAAGUCUGCGAGAGCGUUGGAUAGGGGUCGUCCUUGUGACAGAUGGUCCUAAAUAUUUUCCAUAUGUGUGCAAAAAGUCACUUUAGAGGAGCUGCCCUUGCGCAACAGGCUUUGUAUUUAUCCGUUAGUACCAGCGUCUGUGAUACUUUAGGAAAUCUAUGCAGGAGUUUCAGGGAUUUCUGACUGAAAGGACAGCUGUCUGUUGUGCUCUGCAGACAACAUAAGACAGAUUGAUCCAAAUCUUUGAUCAGCUAUAGGGCAGCAUGCGAGGACUUUUACUCUUUUUCAUCGUCAUCUGCUGCAGCAGGGGUGAGUUAUGUUGCUGAGCUACUUUAUCUGCUUUCAUUGUUAAGUUAUUUUGUGCUCAUAGUCUCAUUCUGUUGUUGAAUGUUCAAAGUCUUUUAAUACUUUUGUAGACAUUUAAUUCUUGUUGCCCUCUUUCUGGAGCUUUUUUAAAGACAUUAUUAAAAUGUAUUUAAGCAUUA
Molecule: messenger RNA, 4344 nt
Organism: Plectropomus leopardus (leopard coralgrouper)
Lineage: Eukaryota; Metazoa; Chordata; Actinopteri; Perciformes; Serranidae
Source: RefSeq, a predicted model, not a curated record